This is a messenger RNA of Morchella sextelata, 1143 nucleotides long. RefSeq lists its product as uncharacterized. The record is from RefSeq and is a predicted model, not a curated record. The coding region runs from base 1 to 1143 and encodes 380 amino acids. Gene Ontology annotation, molecular function: protein-containing complex binding. Gene Ontology annotation, cellular component: mitochondrion. Lineage: Eukaryota; Fungi; Ascomycota; Pezizomycetes; Pezizales; Morchellaceae. The transcript is spliced from 8 exons.
AUGCAGAGGUGCCUGUUUUCCGCUGUGCCACGGAGCUCGUGGGCGCCGGCCGUUGGCCCGCGCAUAUUGGCGAAGAGGGCCAUCUCCGAUAUCGCAAUCACGAGAACCGGGAAGCCGAUCAUUCGCCAGCCGUCCGGCGGGAGGUCUUCGAUUGGAGGCCACACCAUCACCGUGUUCGGAGCGUCUGGAUUCCUCGGGAGAUAUAUUGUCAACAGACUCGCUAAUGCCGGGUGCACGGUUGUGAUCCCGUACCGCGAGGAGAUGACCAAGCGCCAUCUGAAGGUCACGGGGGAUUUGGGAAAGGUUGUGUUUAUCGAGUUUGAUCUGAGGAACACCCCGUCGAUCGAGGAGAGCGUGAGGCAUUCGGAUAUUGUCUUUAAUUUGAUCGGGCGUGACUACACCACCAAGAACUUCACAUACGAAGAUGUCCACGUCGAAGGAACCCAGCGCAUCGCCGAAGCAGUCGCAAAAUACGACGUCGACCGCUUCAUCCAAGUCUCCUCCUACAACGCCGACCCCAACUCGCCCUCCAAGUUCUACGCCACCAAGGGCCGCGCCGAAGAAGACGCGCGCCUCAUCUUCCCCGAAACGACCAUCGUGCGCCCCUCGCCCAUGUUCGGCUUCGAAGACCGCCUCCUCCUCAAGCUCGCCAGCGUGACCAACCUCUUCACCACCAACAGCAUGGCGCAGCGCUUCCGCCCCGUGCACGUGAUGGACGUCGGCAAGGCCCUGCAGGCCAUCGCGUACGACGACAGCACCGCCGGCCAGACGUUCGAGCUCUUCGGCCCGCAGGAGUACUCCAUGGCCGAGCUGGCGCACAUCGUCGACCGCGACAUCAUCCACAAGAGGCGCCACAUCAACCUGCCGAAACCCGUGCUGAAGGCAGUGGCGAGGGCGCUGGACUAUGUGUGGUGGCCGACGAUCUCGCCGGAUGAGGUUGAGCGCGAGUUUAUUGACCAGAAGAUCGACCCGAGUGCGAGGACGUUUGAGGAUUUGGGCAUUGUGCCGGAGGAUGUGGACGAUAUUGCGUAUCGGUACACUAGGCACUUCCGUCCGGCGUCGUACUAUGAUCUGCCGCCGAUGACGGAGAAGGAGAAGAGGGAGGAGAGGAAGUAUCUGCACGUGGAGCACGACCUUGUCUAG